AUGAAUUUAAAUAAUAAUAGUAAUAAUGGGAGCAGUUACAACAAUAGGAGUAAUAACAACAUCAUAUUAAGUGACAAAUAUAUAAAUUUAAAUAUUUUAAAAAAGGGAGAAGAGCUAAAUGAUCAAGAGAAACUAUUCUUAAAAGUUCAUACUUACCUAAAUGAAGGAAUUAUUCCUAAAUGUAUUGGAAUGGGUAUUGGUGGUGGAUUUGUAGGUAUUUUAAUUGGUGCAUUCUUUUUUAGUAUGCAGCCAAGUAAUAUAGAUUAUACUUUAAGUUAUAAAGAACAACUGAAGGAGCAAUUUUGUUUGUUUAAACAGUCAAUAAAAAAUAGUUGUGUCAAUUUUGCUAAAAUAGGAUUUUUAUUUUCAUUUUAUGAGAAUUCUUUACAAAAAAUGAGAGCAGCAAAUGAUAUAACGAAUACGCUAUAUUCAGGUUGCUUAACAGGUGCUACUAUAUCUUAUAAAAAAGGGUUACCUUCGAUGAUUAGUGGAUGCGCUAGUUUUGCAGCUUUUUCCGCUGUUAUUGAAAAGUUGCAAAAGUCAAAAAAAUUUUAA
Molecule: messenger RNA, 555 nt
Organism: Plasmodium malariae
Lineage: Eukaryota; Apicomplexa; Aconoidasida; Haemosporida; Plasmodiidae
Gene: TIM22
Product: mitochondrial import inner membrane translocase subunit TIM22, putative
Exons: 1
Coding region: 1-555 (184 amino acids)
Biological process (GO): protein insertion into mitochondrial inner membrane
Cellular component (GO): TIM22 mitochondrial import inner membrane insertion complex
Molecular function (GO): transmembrane protein transporter activity
Source: RefSeq, a predicted model, not a curated record